UUCUCAUACCAAUGUUCCUGUGUGACGUUUUUCAAAGAGCAAUGACGAUGACGUGGUAUUAUGAGUUUUCCUCUUUGAACUUGCAGUGACGUGGUCGUACAACGCCAGGGCCACAUUUCCCGUCGAACAACGCGUCCAAGCACAAGGAUUGGCACGGAUUGCUUUCCCAACGUCGGAGAUUGGCUCGUCUCCACUCUCCAAGAGGCUUCUUUCUCUGGGCAAUACACGCACUGGUACACCGUGGAGACAGAUUGGCUGUAGAUAUUUGACGAGUGUUUCACUUCUCUUCACAAGUUUGGUUGUUUUUCCCUUCGAGCAAAAACCCAACUGACAACUUUCACCGUGUGGAAUCUUCCGUUCCCUUCGCCGCCAAACACUUUUCGUUUGUCCUUCUUUGCCUUGAUCAUUACUUUGCCUCCACAUCAUGUGCAUUUUGCCUGCAUCCGACGAAGUCAAAGAGGUCCACAGCGAUCCAAAAGGUGCUGUCGACGACGCUGAGAGCCCUGAACCUUCCUCCUUCCAGGACGAAUGCACUAAGCUUGACCUUGACGGUGCUGCAAGUGUCGUCAUGAGCGAAGAGGACUAUGGCGACAACGGUGUCUCUGCCGCCGACGAGAAAGGUCCCGCCUUAGCCGCGCAGGAAACUAGAUUGGUCAACUUGUCCAAACUCUUGGUGGCUUUCGUGAUUACUGUUCUUGCCUUCUUGAUUGGUAUCGUCACUCGUUCCUUUCUAGUCUCGGAAGAACAGAGCCAACAUAAAGAACAGUUCAAUGCCAUUGCAGAUGAAAUCAUCAGCAUCACUCACAUCAGAUCCAAAAGUGUAUUUGAUAACCUCGAGUCUGUGGGUGUUAGUUUGACAGCCCAAGCUCGAGCGGUCAAUGCUCAAUGGCCGUUUGUCUACUUUGCAGACUUUCAAGUGCAAGGAAUGAUCUCCAACCAGAUCACCGGAGCCAACACUCUGACAAUCCAUCCACUUGUCCAAGAUCAAGACAGGGAAGAAUGGGAACAGUUCUCGGUAGACAACCAAGGUUGGAUCGAGGAUGCGCAUGGAUAUGACGAACACGUGCAUCCAGUCCUGUACAAGAGAGACUUCUUCAACGAUACCGCUGACGACGACGGCCGCUUGAGUAGUCCAGGAAUAGGCUCCCUCGAGAUUAACCCCAGCAUUUGGACCAUUGAUGACAACGGGAAUACGCAAGAUGUAACCUCCAGCUCUUCCAAAGUUUAUUCUCCCUUUUGGCAACGAGCACCUGCCGUCGACUUUUCUCCUUCUGUCAAUCGAGAUUUGCAGAGUGUUGAGAUGUUUGAAAAGGUGAUUGAAGGGAUGCUCGAAACUGACCAUCCCGUUAUGACUUCCGUCACAGACGCAGCUUUCCUCAAGGAGAAGUAUGACCGUCGCUUCCCUGCAGAAGAGAAGGAGAAGCCCCAUAUCUACCUCCUAAGUCCCAUCUAUGACAGCCUCUUUGUCAAUCGCACUGCCGUCGGGUUCCUCUCUGCCUUGUUCCGAUUUGACAACUUCUUCGUAAACAUUCUUCCUGACAAAGAGAAAGGAAUCAUCAUUGUUUUGGAUGGCAGCUGUGGGGACACGUAUAGUUACCUUGUCUCCGGUCACGAGGCAGAGUUCAUCGGAUCAGGUGAUCAUGCCACUCACAACAGACACAUGGCUCGGGAAUUCCACAUCGCGCCAUUUGCAUUGCUAGAAGAGACAGAAGAUGAAACCUAUUGCCAGUACAGUGCAAAGGUCUACCCGUCUGAAGAAUGGAGCGCCAAGUUCUUUACAAACCAGCCAGUUCAAUAUGCCGCAGCCAUCGUAGCAUGCUUUGUUGUGACAUCGAUCGUCUUCAUCCUGUACGACUGUCUCGUGCAGAAGCGCCAAGCAAAGGUGAUGGAUUCAGCUACAAGGACGCAUGCGAUCGUAUCAUCUUUGUAUCCGUCCACAGUCCGCGAUCGCUUGAUGGAGGAAGUGCAAGCCAAGGAAGCCAAGACCAAAACACGAAGAAAGUUCGAGGAUGACAGUGCCUCGAUGUCGCUUGCUGGUUCUCCCUGUGAAACUAGUGAAACCAUCUUCGGAUCCAAGCCAAUUGCAGAUCUUUUCCCUUCCACCACAAUCAUGUUUGGAGAUUUGGUUGGUUUCACUUCAUGGAGCUCCGAAAGAGACCCUUUGCAAGUGUUUACGUUACUGGAAACAAUCUAUCACUCGUUUGAUGUCGUGGCGAAGAGGAGACGAAUUUUCAAAGUGGAGACAAUUGGCGAUUGUUACGUAGCGGUUUGCGGUCUGCCAACUCCGAGAGAGGACCACGCCGUGGCCAUGGCACGAUUUAGUCAUGAGUGCCGCAACAGAAUGAACCUUUUGGUCACUCAACUCGAACCCGUUUUAGGGCCGGGUACUAGUGAUUUGGCAAUGAGAAUUGGACUCCACAGUGGUCCUGUGACAGCAGGUGUGCUUCGUGGAGAAAAAGGUCGAUUCCAGUUGUUUGGUGACUCUGUGAACACUGCAGCCCGCAUGGAAAGCAAUGGUGCGAAGAACAAGAUUCAUCUCUCGCAAGAAACUGCAGACCUUCUGAUUAAAGGAGGAAAAGAGAAAUGGGUCAUGGCUCGAGAAGAGAAGAUCCAUGCGAAAGGCAAAGGAGAGCUUCAGACCUAUUGGUUGAAUGUCAAAGCAAGCGAAUCAGAGGGAAGCUCCAUCACAGGUGAUGGCACAACAGAACGCGGGAGUGUUGUCUCUUCAACGGAGUUUGCUCCGCCCGUGAAUAAACCCUGGGUUGAGGUUAAGCUGGAACGAGAUGUUGAAAGUGCAUAAUCAACAGAGCGAGACAUGGUGAUGGCUUGUACAUGUAUUGGGAAAAGGGAACAUCACUGCUGAGUGAUCAUGUAUCUUAUGCAUUGUAUGUCGUGAAGCAUACAAUCUUUCAUAGGCGUGCAGAUUUGGAUAAUGCUGCUCUAUAGCCAAAAAUGUAUUUGUGGUGAU
Messenger RNA from Seminavis robusta, 2968 nucleotides. Lineage: Eukaryota; Bacillariophyta; Bacillariophyceae; Naviculales; Naviculaceae. The record is from the annotation of a GenBank genome assembly.